This is a messenger RNA of Cuscuta campestris, 1443 nucleotides long. NCBI's taxonomy places the organism in Eukaryota, Viridiplantae, Streptophyta, Magnoliopsida, Solanales, Convolvulaceae. The record is from the annotation of a GenBank genome assembly.
AAAACGGCGCUUGUCAUAACAUUUCAACCGCUAAGACGCAACGAGUCAACGGCCGAACUGAGACAGACACUCAUUGGAUCCGUUCCCAUGGCUUCAGCUAAUGCUCCGCCUUCUCCACCGGCUGCGGCGGCGCCGGGAGAUCUCAUCCAUGUGUUCUGGCACGAAGGGAUGCUGCGCCACGACGCAGGCAGAGGCGUGUUUGACUCCGGGAUUGACCCGGGGUUCCUAGACGUGCUGGAGAAUCACCCCGAGAAUGGCGACAGGGUGAGGAACAUGAUCUCCAUUCUCAAACGAGGCCCAAUUUCACCAUUCGUUGCUUGGCACCAUGGCAGAUCUGCUCUCGUCUCCGAAUUGAUCUCCUUCCACACCCAGGAGUAUGUGAAUGAGCUGAUUGAAGCAGAUGGAAGUGGCGGGAAAGAACUUUGUUCCGGAACAUUCUUAAACCCAGGGUCAUGGGAAGCUGCCCUACUUGCGGCUGGUACAACGUUGUCUGCAAUGAAACACAUACUUGAUGGAGGUGGGAACAUUGCCUACUCUUUGGUGAGGCCGCCCGGCCAUCAUGCCCAACCUUCUCAAGCCGAUGGCUAUUGUUUCCUCAACAAUGCUGGCCUUGCAGUGCAACUAGCUCUAGAUUCUGGCCACACAAAGGUUGCGGUUAUUGACAUUGAUGUCCAUUAUGGGAAUGGGACUGCUGAAGGGUUUUAUUGUUCUGAUAAGGUUCUUACGAUCUCUCUUCAUAUGGAUCAUGGAUCGUGGGGCCCAUCUCAUCCGCAGAAGGGUACCGUGGAUGAGCUUGGUGAGGGAAAAGGGUUUGGGUAUAAUUUGAAUAUACCCUUGCCUAAUGGAACGGGAGAUAGGGGUUAUUGUUGUGCCAUGACACAUAUAGUCAUCCCUGCGAUCGAGAAGUUUGAGCCUACUUUGAUAGUUUUUGUUGUAGGCCUGGACUCGAGUGCAUUUGAUCCAAAUGGAAGGCAAUGCUUGACAAUGGAGGGUUACAGGGAGAUAGGAAGGAAAGUUCGUGGCCUUGCAGACAAAUAUAGCAAUGGGAGAUUAUUAAUUGUCCAAGAAGGCGGGUACCACAUCACUUAUUCAGCUUAUUGCCUGCAUGCAACUCUCGAAGGCGUUCUCAAUGUUUCUGAACCUCUAUUGUUUGAUCCUAUUGCUCAUUACCCCGAAGAUGAAUCGUUCCCCACAAAAGUUAUCGAGGCAAUAAAAAACUACCAGAAAGAUACAGUCCCAUUCUUGAAGGAUUCUUAGUCAUGAGGCACUUAUGAAAGAUGCACUUUCCUUCCUGAAUUAUGUAAGUAUGUAACAACAGGUGCAUGUUAUAUGUGUGUGUGUGUGUAUGACUUAUGUUCACAAUGUAACAAAAAGUUCAAUUUUAGACUUUUAGGCUAUGUUUGGGAGUUGGAUUUUGAUUGGAAAUAGAAGAGAGGGUUUUAU